Messenger RNA from Cylicocyclus nassatus, 850 nucleotides. Lineage: Eukaryota; Metazoa; Nematoda; Chromadorea; Rhabditida; Strongylidae. The record is from the annotation of a GenBank genome assembly.
AGAAUAGCAAUGCCAGUUAGCGAAGCCAAAAUGCGGGGAAGUGCUGUGUCAGAGGAAAUUUGCGAAAUGACUGAUCAAGACAGCAGGACUUGGGGGAGCUGCGGAGCGUUGCCGUCCUCUUUUGAUCCAAAUCAUCGAAAGUACAGAUGUUGCUGUGGUCAUGUCCACGCUACGACGGGUAUGCAGAUAAUUCUCGCUUUGCUCAGCAUUACGGUGUUAUUCGACAUGUGGCAGGUUAUAGGGGGUCUAGCUUCCUCACCCAAGCUUGAUAAGUACGAUAUGGUUAGUGUAGCAGUCCGGUUUGCUAUCGGAGCUGGUAUCACAGGAAGUAUACUGGUAUCUUUAGUCACGGAAAGAGCUGCGCUCCUUGUCCCGUAUCUACUUUUGCAAGGGGCUGGUCUGGCCGCAGGACUUGUCUUUUUCGUCGCGUUUUUGUACAUUUCGUUAUUUGGUGAUCGCUCAACGGCUGCGUCCUUUCUUCGGUCACAUGGCCAUAGUAUCAAGUCAAAAGAGGACCUUCAACUCAAUUAUAUCAGCUGGCUAAUGGUCAUCUCGUUUGCAAUCGUUAUCCUACUGCAAGUCUGGCUAAUGAGCAUCGUUAUAGCUUGUUGGAGAUACAUGAGAGACAAGAGAGCGUUCAACAAAAGUCUCGGAGCAAUCGAAGUACCGUCAAGACCUUCGUCAAAGAAUACCAUGCGGACUACGCGAUCUGCCGAUCAGUUGGACCAGAAACAACCAAAGGUGGAGGCGACGCGAACAAGUAGUGCUACAUUAGACUAUGUGUAGCUUAUUCUCCCAAAUUAUUGAUUUGUUUAUGCAAUGUUGAUUUAUGUCGAUUUUAUUGUUUGAC